Fundulus heteroclitus (mummichog) is the source of this 684-nucleotide messenger RNA. It is a transcript of the gene ndufb8, whose product is annotated as NADH:ubiquinone oxidoreductase subunit B8. The transcript has 5 exons. Gene Ontology annotation, biological process: mitochondrial electron transport, NADH to ubiquinone. The coding region runs from base 47 to 613 and encodes 188 amino acids. Gene Ontology annotation, cellular component: mitochondrion. Lineage: Eukaryota; Metazoa; Chordata; Actinopteri; Cyprinodontiformes; Fundulidae. The record is from RefSeq and is a predicted model, not a curated record.
CGCAUGCGUACUUCUCAUUUCUGUCAGACAGCAGCAGCCAGUAAACAUGGCUGGUGUCGGUUUCCGACGGUGGGCCAAGGCUCUCGCUAAGGGGAAAGGUUCUGGUCUCUCAGCCCUGGUAUCGGGAUGCAGAGGAGCCUCCGGUGUGUCCAAGGACAGUCUGCCAGGUCCGUUCCCGCAGACCCCGGAGGAGAGAGCUGCUGCUGCCAAGAAGUACAACAUGAGGGUUGAGGACUAUGAACCGUACCCGGACAACGGAGAGGGCUACGGCGAUUACCCCAAACUACCGGACAGGUCGCAACACGAGAGAGACCCCUGGUACCAAUGGGACCAUCCUGACUUGAGGAGGAACUGGGGAGAGCCGCUCCACUGGGAUUUCGACAUGUACAUCAGAAACCGCGUGGACACAUCUCCGAGCCCCGUGCCGUGGUCAACCAUGUGGAAACAGCUGUUUGGUUUUGUUGGGUUCAUGUUGUUCAUGUUCUACCUUGGAGAGAAAUUGCCGUCCUAUCAAGCUGUUGCCCCAAAGCAAUAUCCCUACAACAACCUGUACUUGGAGAAGGGAGGAGAUCCUGAAAAGCCACCAGAGGAAGUUAAAAAUUUCGAAAUCUAAGCCUAAAAUAAAAUCUUGCUCCUGUAUAUAUUUCUGGAAACAAUAAAGACUUGUUGACUCCAAAAAAAAAA